Messenger RNA from Homarus americanus (American lobster), 5262 nucleotides. Its product is annotated as proto-oncogene tyrosine-protein kinase receptor Ret-like. Lineage: Eukaryota; Metazoa; Arthropoda; Malacostraca; Decapoda; Nephropidae. The record is from RefSeq and is a predicted model, not a curated record. Bases 34 to 3597 code for a protein of 1187 amino acids. The transcript has 19 exons. Gene Ontology annotation, cellular component: signaling receptor complex; axon. Gene Ontology annotation, molecular function: transmembrane receptor protein tyrosine kinase activity; ATP binding. Gene Ontology annotation, biological process: positive regulation of kinase activity; protein phosphorylation; cell surface receptor protein tyrosine kinase signaling pathway.
UGUUUCCUACCUGACGAAGAUACAGCUCCGCCAAUGGGAAACAGAGAUGUGACCCCGCUACUAGAAAUGCCUUCAUUUAUUGAUUUCUGUCCGGGCAUGGUGGCAUUCUACUCUAUAACUAUGCCAGGUGUAGAAAACGGGAGGCAGGAGUUACAGACUGAUAGUGACAGACUGAUAGUGAGGCCAACUGCCCCCUUAGACCGUGAGCUGAGAGGGGACUCGCUACCCUUCACUAUCAAAUGUACUUUACGGGCAGGGAAGCGACGACUGUUAGCACCACAGAUAAAGGAAGCUAUGCUGACUGUUAUAGACGAAGAUGACUCAGCCCCCAUCAGGAGUAGGAACCCCAUCGUCGACUGGCACUACAAUAACAAGUCCGAUGAUCUGGAUGACCAAUUGUUGGUACUAGAUCCUGACCUAACAGACACCAAUAACUACAUGGUGGAGCUAAUUGGCAACAUAUACAACCUCGUAACCAUUGAGAGUGUGACCGAAUUUGGCAUCAGAAGCGAGUUAUGUAUGAAAGAAGCCGAGAAUGUGACCGCUUACAACUUUAAUGCUUUCUGUACACUGAUUGCACCAGUGGUCAAGUUUAAAGAGACGGGAUUACACGCCAAACUUCCGCCCAAGAUCCACUUCUCUGUUGUGUUCAUUGACAGGAACCUGCUGCCCUCUAUCGCCCAGGAGAAGAAACAGGUGAAGUACAGCGUGACCUUGACCUUACCUAACUAUGAAGAAGAGGUCAAACCGACUCCCUUACACGCCCUUACACACAACACAGACAAUGGGGUACUGUCACCUGAAACGAUAGCUCUUCUGAAGGAGUUACCGCCCUCCGAACUCAAUAUUACCAUUAUUCCGCCAGUUAACCAGUACUACCGUUUGGGUCAACUCAUCUACCCUAACGUGACCCAACUUCACUUUAAUUCCUACCUACCUGCCAACGCCGCCUUCAUCUUGACCUCUGAUAGCGUUAACGUGAGCAUAAAGGUCACGCCCAUCACGGGGAUAUUGUACGUGAGUGACCCCGACGGUUUGAGGUCAGGAGAGUUCACGAUUGUUAGGGGUGAUUCGGUGACCCUUGUUACUCUGACAGUGGUGGAACAAGUGAAUUUUCCCUGUUCGUCUCAGAACCCUGAAGAAGUAACGCCUUGGUGUGCCUCGAUCCGGUAUAGUUCAGAGUGCCAAGAAACCUGUGGCUUAGGGGCGGCUGGCACCUGUUCCUGGCGCCCUCUGGAGACUGAAAAGGGCAAGACACAGUACACCAAAUACGCCACCUGCUCACCUGCCCUCGACACCUGUCCUAAUAACAUCUGUGACGAAUUAGAGUAUACAUUUACUGGCAUCUGUCCCCAGGAUUGUAUGUACGGUAAGAAGAAAACAAAUAACCACAUGACCAUUGGACCACGCGGCCGGGGUAUACAGGCGGGGUUGGGAGUCUGUACCUGUGAUGACUACGCUUGUCAGUGUUUCCCAGACUACCAGACACGUCCCUCGCCCUCACCUGGUGUAGAGCCGCCCCUCAAGGAACCUGCACCUGCAUCGUCGUUGGCGUGUGGUCGUGGGUGUAAGGUGGGCAUCAGUGUGGCUGCUGUGGUCUUCCUGGGAUUUACCUUACUUAGUGUUGUCUUCUGCAGAAGACAUGCCAGCGGUAACGGAAAGCAGAAAGGUGGUGUUAUCUCCCUAGGGACACUGGCUAAUGAAGAGAGAUCCUCCUCUGUCCCUUAUAAUACUAGGGACGAGACCCAUGAUUCCCUUAUCCACGGUAUAAGGGCCUCACCUCGCCCUGAUCACAACCUGGUACCUGCCCUUAAUCUAACAUUAUGUUCACAGAUCGAUCGUAAAUGGGAGUUCCCCCGAAGUCGCCUAGUGAUAGAACAGACCCUGGGUGAGGGAGAGUUUGGCAAGGUGAUGAAAGCAAGAGCACAGGGAAUAGGUGGUAAUUUAGGUUAUACAACAGUGGCAGUAAAGAUGCUUAAAUCCAACAGUACACAAGUAGAACUGUCAGACCUACUGUCAGAAUACACCCUGUUGAAGGAAGUGUCACAUCCUAACGUAGUCAGACUUCUGGGCGCCUGUACCGGUAAAGGGGGUCCAGUUUAUAUCAUCAUUGAGUACUGCCAGUAUGGGUCUCUCAGGAACUACCUCAAGCGGUCUCGUCAUGCAGAGUUUGAGAAUCGUGUUGGCUCAGGACCUACGGAAAUCGCUGCAGGAGACUACGCUAUAACCCCCAAGGAUCUCCUGUCCUUCGCCUGGCAGAUCUGUAAGGGAAUGGCCUACCUUACUGAUAUGAAGCUGGUACACCGGGAUCUGGCAGCGAGGAAUGUGUUGCUAGCGGCCGGGAAGGUGUGCAAAAUAUCUGACUUCGGGUUGACGAGGGAUGUGUAUGAAGGUGAUCUGUACUUCAAGAGGAGCAAGGGAAGAGUACCGGUCAAGUGGAUGGCGCUAGAAAGCUUGGUGGAUCAUGUUUACACCAGCAAGAGCGAUGUUUGGGGCUUUGGGGUGUUACUCUGGGAACUGGUCACCUUAGGCACCCCACCCUACCCAGGAGUCACCCCAGAGAGGCUCUUUUCCCUCCUGAAGGCUGGUUACCGCAUGGAGAAACCCGACAACUGCUCCCAGGAAUUAUAUGAUGUAAUGCUACAGUGCUGGGCUGAGGACCCCGCAAGACGCCCGUGCUUCCAGGAACUCACAGAUAUCUUCGAUGCCAUGAUCCAAGCUGACGUGGAGUACCUGGAGUUACGGUCACUCAUCGUCACUAACCGCGGGUACUUCGACGGCGUGCCAGAACCCUCACAGCAGUUCCUGGAGGCGCCGCCGCAGUUUCAGGACUCCCCCCAACCUCCUGUAGGACCAAUAAAUGAGGAACGGGAAGCAUCAACUCAGGGCAGUACUCACCAAGGGGCGCCGCCACAGUUGAAUAUAGAUGAGACGCAGCUGCCUAUACAACAAGACUGGUCACCGCCGGGUUCGGAACAACUCGACUCCGAUUCCUACCUUGUGGCCAGAACGGAUCUCGGAGCACCGCGUCGAGCGGAGUCCACCGAACCUCUCCUGGCGCCCACCUCCCCGCCUGUCACAGCCGCCCAUACGCCCACCAUCACCACCUCCCACGCCCACAAUCCCGCCUAUUCUCCUACCAGUGAAAUACCUCAUCCAACUCCUCUUCAUUAUUCCACCCUGGCCAGUCGACCUGAUGAAGAAGACGCCCACAAUUUGGAGUGUUGCCGUAGCGAGGAGGACUCUGACAGUGGGCGAGCUACGGGGGAUUCUGGAUACGCCACAGAGGAGGGUCGUGGUCGAUGGAGGGCUGAGCACAAGGGGGGAAGCAGACCCCCCCAGGCCUCCCCCAGGGGGUCGUCGUACUCCCCCGUCCCUCACCACGACCAGGAUGACGACGAUGACCAGGACCCUGAAGGAGACCACGACGAUGACCAAGACACCUCGGAGGACCUGGAGGAGAGGCAGGAACUCCUGACUGAAGACUUGCUAGGUCACCUCACCCCCAGCCCGGAGCCAGCGCAAACCGCCCAUACCACCGCCCACACGCACAAUGCCGCCCAUGCCACCACCCACACCACGCCCGUGAUUGUGUGAGGGUCUCAAAAGAUUUGCACGUUAUCUAAUCAAUCUCAUCACGCGUCGCGUCUAUGACUCAUCACCCCCCUUGUAUAGCUCUUCCCGCCGUCUGCUGCGUUGUAGAGGAGAGAGGCUGACGGAAGGCCCUCUGAGGCUGACGGAGGCCCUCUGAGGCUGACGGAGGCCCUCUGAGGCCUGGCGGAGGCCCUCUGAGGCUGACGGAGUCUCUCAGGUCCCUCAAUGGGCUGACUAAGUCCUCAGGGGGCUGAUUGAGUCCGUCAAGUCCCUCAAGGGGCUAACAGAGUCCUCCAUGGUCCCUCGAGGGCUUAACAGAGACACGCAUAUUCCUUCAAGGGGCUAACUGUCCCUCAUAGUCUCUCAAGGACUUAACAAAGUCCCUCUUGAGUUCCUCAAGGGGCUUAACAGAGACGCUCAUAGACCCUCAAGGGGGCUAAAUAAGUCCCUCUCUAUUUUCUAGGUUUUUCCCCUGUGACUUGUAGAGCGAGUGUGAGAACUAACAGUGUUCCUUGUAUGUCAAUACCUUCGAGUGUGACUCUGUGAAGGUCAACCUCAAUAUAUUAUAUAAAACCACACAAAAUACCAACCAAACCCACUUCCCUUAUUUUUUCAAAGGUGAAGUCAUACUCUUUAACAAACCCCAAAACAAACACUCUAAUCUAAAUGCUUUAUAUGUAAGGAACUCACAUAUGGAGAAGAAAUAAAAAUCCUUACGAAUCCUCAAAAAAAUAUCUAAAAAUCAUGUGCUUUUAUCGUCAAAAAUGUGAACGAAACAGAAAAUCAAGUUUGCCCUCAGUAUGUCCAGAAAGAGGGUAGUGAUCUUAAUAUAAAUAGCUACAACCUUUUAUAUAACUGAUAUUUAGUGAAUGUUCCUUCAUUUUAUUCUCCUUGAUUUUAAUUCUCGGAAAAAAAAUCUUUAUCUUGGGAUGAAAUAAUAGGUUCAUAUGUGGCUCGUAUGGUUCGUAUUAUAAGCGAACCAGAUAUUGUAUGGUUCGCAUUAUAAGCGAACCAGAUAUUGUAUGGUUCGUAUUAUAAGUGAACCAGAUAUUGUAUGGUUCAUCUUAUAAGUGAACCAGAUAUUGUAUGGUUCAUCUUAUAAGUGAACCAGAUAUUGUAUGGUUCAUCUUAUAAGUGAACCAGAUAUUGUAUGGUUCAUCUUAUAAGUGAACCAGAUAUUGUAUGGUUCAUCUUAUAAGUGAACCAGAUAUUGUAUGGUUCAUCUUAUAAGUGAACCAGAUAUUGUAUGGUUCAUCUUAUAAGUGAACCAGAUAUUGUAUGGUUCACAACACAAAUGAACCUUACAAAACUAAUAUUAAAACCGUUUCAUGCUUCCCAAACUCAUUCUUAAAAUAUAGUCAAAAAUUCUCCUCACUAAUUAAUGCUAAGGAGAAAGAUUAUAUUUUAUUCUCAAGUCUCUGGGUAUUUUUGACGCCAUGUUGGAAGUUACGAGUUGGGAGAUUUUUUUUUUUUUUUUCAGAAUCAGUUACUUAGAUUCUUGUGGUAAUUUCUCUUAAGUCGGAAUUCAGUGCCGACUUAUGGGUGAUUUUUUGUGUGUUUAUGGGAUUCAAGAUGGCGGCAGAUUCACAUAGAGACUUGAGUGUAAUUGUUAUUUUUGUUUUUGUUUUUCUCUUAAUGUUUUCUCUCACGCUAAAUGCUACUGUGUUU